UGUUGACGAAUUCAUUCACAAUGUUCAAAUGCAAGUUCAUUCCACUUGACUCUCGAAGUGAUUGUCGAAUAUUGUAUGACAAUGCCCAAAUCAUUUCUUAUACGUAAUGUAAUGAAGAAAGAAGGGAGAUGUGAUAUAGGUACCACAUCUCCUCAUCUAGAAAGCACAACCAAAACGACCUUCAUGGAAACAUCCUUCCCAGAAUACAUGAUUUCACAUCCGGGGCUCUCCCCACACAUUUUGUCAGCGUCACCAUACCGUAUUCCAAAACCAUGGUCACGACAUACAGUCUCACCAGCUGACCUUUACCCGGAAGGAAAUUACCACGUGCCUUUGUCAGUUCUCCCGUAUUCCCCUUGCAUGACGAUUAACACUUUUUCCUUAAACCACUGGAACUACUCACCAAUGAUGUCACUAAUGAGAGGUGGUGACGCAAUAGAAACCAAUCCUUCCCCAAGAAGUUCAACGUCAAGCUUCAUGCCAGUAAAGAAAGAAAAAUCUGAGAAACCUCGAUUUGAUUUUGCUAACCUUGCAAAAUCUGCUACAGAAAAAGAUGAUAAUGACGAACGCGUCAAAAGUGAACCAGAUGAUACAAACCAGGGACAGGAGGCUAAAAUCAUCAGCAGUGUCAUCAUGAAUUCUGGCUCUCUCAGGUAUAACCCAAUGACAAGUAGUUUCUCCCCCGUCAGUAACCUUCCACCAAGAGUGUUCGCCCCUGUGAAGAGACCACGUGGUCGAGGACCCGCCAGAACUAAGAAGGAAUUCAUCUGCAAAUACUGUGGACGUCACUUCACCAAAUCCUAUAAUCUUUUAAUCCACGAACGGACGCACACAGACGAGCGGCCUUACCCAUGUGAAAUUUGUGGGAAGGCUUUCCGGCGCCAGGACCACCUAAGGGACCAUAGAUAUAUCCACUCUAAAGAGAAACCGUUUAAGUGUUUGGAAUGUGGGAAAGGGUUUUGUCAAUCCAGAACUCUGGCCGUGCACAAAUCACUUCAUAUGCAGCAACAAUCGGGUCAAGCAAAGCCCAGUAAAAGGGAUACAGUGUUGAAAGAAAACUCCUCCAUUCAGCGAUGAAAGACUUGUGGAAAGAUAUUAUUUGUAACCUGGAUCCGAUUGCAGGUCCCUGUAUGCAGUGUUGGUGCACUAAAAGAUGACUGCGCCCCGUUCAACUUUACAAGUGACAAAUUUGCGGCCGUGUGCAAUAUGUUAUUUUACAAGUAGCUGCUGAGA
Molecule: messenger RNA, 1233 nt
Organism: Saccostrea echinata
Lineage: Eukaryota; Metazoa; Mollusca; Bivalvia; Ostreida; Ostreidae
Product: protein odd-skipped-related 2-like
Exons: 6
Coding region: 76-1077 (333 amino acids)
Biological process (GO): embryo development; regulation of transcription by RNA polymerase II
Cellular component (GO): nucleus
Molecular function (GO): DNA-binding transcription factor activity, RNA polymerase II-specific; RNA polymerase II transcription regulatory region sequence-specific DNA binding
Source: RefSeq, a predicted model, not a curated record